AUGUCGAAGAUCCACGUUGUCGUUCUUGUUGCUGCAGCAUCCGUCCUGAUGGCCGGAGUGCGAGUGCUGGCCCUCCCCUCGGACUCGGCCGAUGCCCACGCCGAGAUCCGCAGCUUUGUCAACGAGCUGAAGCAGGAGGAUGGCAGCUACAACUACCAGUUCGAGACGACCAACGGCAUUGCCCAGCAGGAGCAGGGAGUGGGCGGCUACUACGCCUCCGGCUCCUCUCAGUACUACAGCCCCGAGGGCCAGCUCAUCCAGCUGACCUAUACGGCCGACGAGAAUGGCUUUCAGCCGCAGGGCGAGCACCUGCCCACGCCACCACCCAUCCCGGAGGCCAUUCUCAAGUCGCUGGAGUGGAUCCGCAACCACCCAGAGGAGAACGAGGAGUACGAGCACCACGACCAACACGACCACCACGGUCACGGCCAUGGUCAUGGCGCCGAGCAGGGCAAACAGUAUCUGCAGCAGGGACAGUCGCAGCAGCUGCCAGUGGGCUCUCUGCUAGCUCCGGCCUCAGCGCCGGCAGCAGCUUCUGGUCUUCCCUACGAGAGGAAGAUUUAA
Drosophila miranda is the source of this 564-nucleotide messenger RNA. It is a transcript of the gene Cpr65Eb, whose product is annotated as pupal cuticle protein Edg-78E. Gene Ontology annotation, molecular function: structural constituent of chitin-based larval cuticle. Gene Ontology annotation, cellular component: chitin-based extracellular matrix. The transcript has 2 exons. The record is from RefSeq and is a predicted model, not a curated record. NCBI's taxonomy places the organism in Eukaryota, Metazoa, Arthropoda, Insecta, Diptera, Drosophilidae. Bases 1 to 564 code for a protein of 187 amino acids.